AUGGUCCUGGCGGGUCCACCGGACGAUCCCUUCGGCCUCUACGCGCAGGAGAUGUUAGUCUCAGUGAAGGCGAAGUUCGAAGGUUAUGUGGACGUGGAGUUCGGUCUGCUUGGUGUCCCUUCUGUGGGCUGUGCCAUUGGUGGUCUGGGCAAGAUGCCGGGAGUUUAUUUCCGUCAGCAAAAUGCCGACUCCCCCCACAUGCUCCUUGAAGCAUUCCACUGUGCUGUCGACUAUGCCUUGGACAUGCCUGCCGCGUGGCAGCAAGCAGAGCUUCAGGAUUGCAUGUCUCCUGCAAGCCCAGAACGCCUAGCGUUCAGGGCAGCUGCAAUCGACUCGAGUCCUGAGGAUGAGGAGUACUGGCAGAUGGCCAAAGCUGCCACUCGGGCCGAGUUCCCCUUCAUUAUCUGGAAGGAGAACCUCAAAGAGGCCUACCAUCUCGCCCUCACCCACUUCAAGGACGCAGCCGCUGUUGCCAUGACAGCUUGCACGUGCUCUGGUGCCAUGUCGCCCCUGCAAGCCUGGCUUUCCUGCACCUCGCGGGCAGAGGAGGCAGUGGCCCAUGGACUGGGCAGGGUCGCCAAGUCUUGCGCGCGCAAUCCUUGGAAAUGUGUGACGGUGACCGUCGUGGGCUGCUUGCUCUGUGCCGUGGGCGUUUUGCGCUUUACGGCCAGGAACGAAGCUCGUGAUCUUUGGGUAGAUCAAGGAUCGCAGGUCAUGAAGGACUUGGAGUGGACGGAAGAGUACUUCCCCGCCCGCGGCCGUAUGAAUCGCAUCCUGGUCACUGCGAAAGAUGGUGGUAGCAUUCUUCGACUGGAGACGAUGGCCGAAGUCUUCAAAAUUGCUGAUGAUGUCAAAGCACUGUCGGGUACUGAUGGAGCGACUUUCGCCAAUCUCUGCCUUCAGGUGCCCUCCGGCUGCUUAAAUGCUGGGGUCCGCCGGUAUUUUGGGACCGGUGCCACUGCCGACUUCAAUCAGACAGUCACGACUCAAGCCGACAUCCUGGUUGCUGUGAACAGGGCCAACUUCCCCGACGGUGCUCCAGCAUUCGCCGAUGACUCACUGGGUGGCAUUGAGCGCGAUGGCAGCGGCAGCAUCACGAGUGCCACCGCCGCGCGUGUCGACUUCAUCCUGAAUGCCGACAGCGAUUCGAUGGCAUGGGAGGAGGCUCUGGUGGAGCAUUUCACCAAGGACCAGCUCACCAAUCAAGGCUACGAGAACGUGAAUGCCUUUGUGCAGGCGCAACGCUCCAUGGACGACGAACUGAACAGAACAGUUCGAGCGGACAUUCCACUUUUCGCCAUCGCUUUUGUGGUGAUGGCAACUUUCUGCUCGAUCUUCCUGGGCAAGACAGCAUCGUGGACACAGAGCAGAAGGCUGCUGGGACAAGUCGAGUUCUUCCUGGUACUCUUCGGGUGCAUCGCUGGUUACGGCACUUCCAUGCUGAUCGGAGUUCCAUUCACAGUGCUGCAGCAGAUCCUCCCUUUCAUUCUCGUGGGCAUUGGCAUCGACGAUGCUUUCGUCAUCUCCGGGGCCUCCGAUGCGACCGACUAG
Molecule: messenger RNA, 1551 nt
Organism: Symbiodinium necroappetens
Lineage: Eukaryota; Dinophyceae; Suessiales; Symbiodiniaceae
Source: the annotation of a GenBank genome assembly